UCCUCCUCCUCCUCCUCCUCCUCCUCCUCCUCCUCCUCACCUCUCCAUCCAUCCCCCCAUCCCUGCCUCCCCGUCACUCACACUUCAGCUGGAAGCAGGCACGAUGGGUUGUCGUCUCACUCGGACUAAGAAUCACGAACAGGCUCGUCGCCGUCGUCGGGAGGAGGUGCGCUAUGUGGACGAGUACGGCCAGCCAAUCACCGUGCAGGUGGAUCAGAAGAGGGGGCGGGGCCACAGGAGGCGGCAUUCGCGCUGUGCCAUCGAAUGCAACGUCCCAACGGAGAGACACUGGGAGGCCCUGAGAGCCAUGGGGCUGAUGGAGGGGGAGAGCGGACAAGGGGACGGAUACAGCGCAGGGCCGUACUACAGUCACAUGACUGUGUCUCCUGAAAUGUACCCUGCCAGCACUCGCAGCAUGAUGCCAUCUGAUGUCUACCCACCCAAUGGCUACCUCCCCCGACCAUCCAGUGAGCAGCACCCAGCUAACAGCUACCUGCCCAGUGUCUCCUACAGUUUGGAUCACCUGGACAGGCUGGACUACCAGGGGGCAGACAUGAUGCCGUACCAGCCCAACUCAGAGAACUGUCUGGUUGGCUGCUACAGUGCAGAGGAGAUCGAACAGAAGAACUUCCCCCGACAACCGGAUUAUCGCUCUCCCUGGAGGCCUGACCCUCCUCUCGGUUACCUUCCUCUCAGUGAGCUGGAUAGUGGCCUGGGCUGCGGCCCUGAUAGCCCACAUCACCGGAUGCCGUUCUCUGAAGCUGAGACAGAUGCCAUGUCUUCCCUGCCGGGCCACACUGCCUCCUCGCAGGGUUCCUCAUCCUCUUCAGAGUCACUGAUCUCCUCGGAGCCCAGCGACUCGGGUUUCCACAGUGUCAGCACUGGCGAGCACCGCCGCCUGCACAAGAUUCAUGUUGGCCAUGCACACCGGCAGUCCCACCAUCUCCGCUCAGGCCACUCGCCCGGAGAGCAGAGAGGACGCUGGGAUCUGGAGUCCAUCCCUGAGACGACACCUGUGACCCACAGCGGAGGGCCUCAGGCAUCCCGGUGCACCGUGGGUAACAGCACUACCACCACAGUGCACUUCCACAGAGCUGAGAGAAGCCCCACGCUUCCUCGCCACCGCUCACCACCAUCGCCCUCCAUCGGUUGUCGUACUGAACCAUGCCAGCGGCGGGCACUGUGGUUGGAGCAGCAGGGAGGAGGUGGGACUAUCGAUGCUCCGGGACGUAGUCGAACAAUAACAGACCUGAGCGAAGGGCAGCGGCGCCGUCGAGCGAGUCACCCCAACAUGACGGAUCCAAGUGCACCGCUUCCUGGCAGCCAACAGGGCCCCAUUGGCAACACCAUGGGGCCACGCAGCAGGGCCAGUUAUCCCAGCAACUGUCACUCCACCUCCCACUUGAGCAUCGACCGGACCAGUCUGACCAAUCAGCAGAGCCCCUCCCGCAGCCGGGAGGAGGACUCACUCUCCAGGAGUCCAGGCUCCGCGUCCAGCGGGGCAUCUGACUGGCGAGGUAUUCAGACACUGGGGAGUCGAAGCAGCAAACCAAAAGGAGGUCCUGGAACUCCUUUCUACAGCACUCUGGGAGCUCCACAACGGAGCCAGUGCUCGCCACCCUCGCCUCGCUCCAGGCCGUCCAAUCAGAAAUCAGUCAGGAACCAGCUGCUCAGAGCCAGAGCGUACAGAUUGGCCAGGGAGCGCAGUGAAGUCACGACAGAUGAGGAGGUGCGAGGAGAGGGAGGCAUGCGAGGGGAGGAGGAGGGGGACGAUGGCCGGUGGGGUGGGCGAUACUGCAGCCGCACAGAGAGGAGGCGCCACCUGGCGCUGUCACGGCAACAACGUGAGAGGAGGAGUGGUGGGGAGGAGGCAGGUGGGAUGGGGCAGGGAGCACUGUCCUCUCAGACGGUGCUGGAGCUGAGCCACCUGAAGCAGAACCGGCUGAGGAACAGUAAGCUGCUGGAUGACUGGACCACAGUGGAGGAGCUGCUGACCCAUGGCACACGGGUGGAGAGUGACGGGCAGCUGUGUCCAAGUCCGCUGCUGUCUGUCACCACCGUCUGAGCACCGCACCAUUGCAUGACUGCAUACAU
This is a messenger RNA of Salarias fasciatus (jewelled blenny), 2094 nucleotides long. RefSeq lists its product as uncharacterized. The record is from RefSeq and is a predicted model, not a curated record. NCBI's taxonomy places the organism in Eukaryota, Metazoa, Chordata, Actinopteri, Blenniiformes, Blenniidae. The transcript is spliced from 6 exons. Bases 104 to 2065 code for a protein of 653 amino acids.